Messenger RNA from Cicer arietinum (chickpea), 2085 nucleotides. RefSeq lists its product as uncharacterized. Gene Ontology annotation, molecular function: protein binding. Lineage: Eukaryota; Viridiplantae; Streptophyta; Magnoliopsida; Fabales; Fabaceae. The record is from RefSeq and is a predicted model, not a curated record.
UAAAAUUUUGGGACUCGUUGGUUUUAGAUGACGAUUGUUGGAAGAAUGAUUGUUACCUUAUUACGAUUGAGAGACAGAAAAAUAGCAAAUCAGACAGAGUGAGUAAUUAACAAACAAACAUUAAUAUUUUGCAUGUACUCACAUCCACACUAGUUAGUGAUAAAAACCAAGAUGUAGCAUAUGUAUAAGCAGCAAAUGCAUAUGCUUAUCUUUAACAAACGAUCCUUUUCCGGUUUUUCCCCAUAACAAACUCAUGGCUUCUCCAAUUACCAAAUGCUUUCAACUUUUUGUACCACAUUAUACACUCAUCAAAACCCCCUCUUUUACCAAAUCCAACAAUCAUCCUAAUAUGUCACCAGUUAAGCCAUUACUUAUAACUGCACAUUCUUUCUCUCUCACCAAUUCAUCCCUCCAACACACAACAAACAACAACCUUAUUAAUUUCAACCACAAAACCACUAAGCUUCGAAUCAAAGCUCUUGUCCAAAACAUCAAAUCAUUAUCUUCCUUCAAAAACAAACCCGACAAGAUUCUACAAAAAGAUGCUCAGUUUCAAAUUCAAACCAUUUCAGAUUUCAAUCACCUUCUCAUGGCUCUACUCAUUUCAAAAGAGUUCAACCUUUGUCUCAUCAUGUUCACAAAGUUAUCAUCUUUUCAACUUGUUCCAGAUUGCUGCACAUAUUCCAUCAUCAUAAGAUGCCACUGUGAGAAAAACGACGUGGAAGAAGCAAAAGGAGUGCUUUUUACUGUUCUUGAAAAUGGGUUGCAACCAGAUUCUGCGACCAUAACCGUUCUCAUAAAUUCCCUUUGCAAAAGGGGGAAAGUGAAGAAAGCUAUGGAGGUUUUUGAAUUCAUGAGGAGAAAGGGUUUGAAACUUGGUGUUCAACCAUAUAAUUGUUUGUUGAAAGGGUUGUCUUAUAUAGGAAGAGUUGAUGAAGCAAUUGAGAUUUUGAUGGGUAUGAAGAAAAGAACCAAUUUGGAUUUGGGUGUUGAUGUUUAUUCUUAUAAUGCUGUUAUGGAUGGUUUAUGCAAAGUGGGUCGUUCUGAUGAAUCAAUGGGAUUGUUCAAUGAAGCUAUUGAAAUUGGAUUGGUACCUAAUGUUGUUACCUUCAACACACUGAUUCAAGGGUAUUCUAGGGAAGGGAGACCAAUGGAGUGUCUUGGUGUUUUGAAGAUGAUGAAGAAACAUGAUUGUGUUCCUGAUUGUAUUAGCUAUAGUACUGUUUUACAUGGGUUGUUAAAGUGGAAUGAAAUUGUAGCAGCAUUUGGGGUUUAUAAGGAAAUGGUUGGGAUUGGAUUUGAAGUUGAUUUGAGGAUGAUGGGGACUUUGGUGAGACGUUUGUGUAAGAGGUCAUUGAAGGAAAAAGGUUUGAUUCAUGAUGCAGAUGAAGUGUUUGAGAAAAUGAAAGACAGGGGUUUGGUGGUUGAUAAGAGGACAGUUGAGGUGAUGGUUCAGGCAUAUUGUUGGAGGGAUAAGUUUGAUGAGGCUUUGGCAAAUUUGAAUGAUAUGGUUAGAUGGGGUUAUUCUCUUGAGGCAAUUGAAUUUGAGAAAGUGAUUGAAGGUUUUUGUGGUCAGGGUAGAGUGGAUGAUGCAUUAUCAAGUUUGCUCCUUUUGCAUGCAAAUGGAGGAAUUGUUGAUAGAGUUUGUUAUGAGGUAUUGGUUAAUGAACUUAAUGCACGUGGGAGAGUUUUUUGUGCUUCCUUUUUGUUUGGUGUUGCAUUGAAGCAAGGUGUUGUUCUUGUUCCUAACAAAGAGCCUAUGCCAUGUGAAUAUUAUGAAGGGAGAGGAACUGCAAGUUAGUAAAGUUACGAGUAAGCUUGAUGAUGCUGAAAUGGAUAUUGAGUUGCUAGUGGAUAUAAGGAAUUUCAUGUUAAGGGUGCUAAGUUGUGGGAACAGGAGAAAUCAAAGGAGAUAAGUCAUGACAUGAUAGGAGGCUAGUUGGGAUUUUAAUCUUAGGGUCAUCCAUGUAGCCGAAAAUGGAUUCUCUAUAGUAACUGCCUCACGACAGUUCAAUCUAAAUCAAUGGUCUAAAUUGUUAAAAACAAAUUUAAGGAAAAGUGUAAUCUAAACAGUUGGAUCUCAAA